GUCCAAGUUCACACCGGUGAAAAAUGAGCUUUGUGGUUAAGUUUUUUAUUUACAAAUAUUAUAAAUUACAAAAUCUCGAAAUUCAAAAUGAUAAUUGAGAACUCAGUUCUCCUACUAAAAACGCAGGCUACUGAAGGUGCAUCUGAUAAAUAUGUAGACCUGCUGAUUAGGAACAACUUUGAAGUUCGGCAAGUAAAGACUUUGGUGUUCCAGUUCAAAAACAUUGAUGCUUUGAAACACAAACUGAAAAACGAUGGGGACUAUUCAGGAUUGAUUUUCUCCAGCCCCCGCUGUGUCCAUGCAGUAUAUUUAGCUACAAACGAUACCAAAAGCUUGAUUGACUCAUGGCAGUCAAAACACAACUUUGCUGUGGGGGAAGCAACUUAUAAAGAUGCCCUGGACAAACUGUCUUUGGAAUGUAAAGGAAAGGAAUCUGGGAAUGCUGUGAAUUUGUCAAAAGUAAUCAUGGAAGAAAAAUUCAUCCAUCAAAAACCUCUUCUUUUUCCUCAUGGCAACUUGAAGACUGAUACUUUGAGCAGAGAACUUGAAAAGGAAGGUUUGAAAAUUGAGGGAGUUUUAGUUUAUGAUACAAUCACAAAUCCUGAUAUCUGUGAGGAGAUCAAACAAGUGACAGAUAAUUUUAGGGCAGUGCCAGAGUAUGUGGUGUUUUUCAGUCCUUCAGGUCUCCACAGUUCUUUAGAGCAUCUUCAAAAUAUUCCAGAUUUUUGUUAUGCCAAGCUUAUUGCCAUUGGACCAGUUACUGAAUUAGCUAUGAAAGAAAAAAACUUGGAUGUAUUUGGUGUUACUAGAAAACCGACUCCAGAAGAUGUAUUGGAUGUCAUAGCAGGAAGGUAGCAAAUUUUAUCAUUUUUUAACAGAUUUGUGAAUGUAUUUUCCAUGUAGCUGAAAUAUUGUGAUAAAUAAUUUUACAUGUUUUUUUGAGUAUUACAACAACCUUAUCUAUAGAAAGAUCUGGUGAGAUAAUGGCAACACCGCAUUGCCAUGAUCUGAAAGUCCAACUCUUGUACCAAUUUUCAAUUUUUCUUCAUAUUCCCUAACUGACUGAUUUUAAUGAGGAUAUUUUGGUAGACAAAGUGUCUUCUUCAUUGAGAUUAUUUAUUAAUGAUAUAGCAGGUUAGG
Phaedon cochleariae (mustard beetle) is the source of this 1140-nucleotide messenger RNA. The record is from the annotation of a GenBank genome assembly. NCBI's taxonomy places the organism in Eukaryota, Metazoa, Arthropoda, Insecta, Coleoptera, Chrysomelidae.